Molecule: messenger RNA, 1080 nt
Organism: Oppia nitens
Lineage: Eukaryota; Metazoa; Arthropoda; Arachnida; Sarcoptiformes; Oppiidae
Product: nuclear hormone receptor HR96-like
Exons: 5
Coding region: 1-1080 (359 amino acids)
Biological process (GO): negative regulation of transcription by RNA polymerase II; cell differentiation; positive regulation of transcription by RNA polymerase II
Molecular function (GO): RNA polymerase II cis-regulatory region sequence-specific DNA binding; nuclear receptor activity
Source: RefSeq, a predicted model, not a curated record
AUGUCGUUGGAAUUGAUAUUAAAUGAUAAGCAACUUGAAAUACGGCGAAUGAAAAUUGMAAAAAACAAACAAUGUAUACAUUUUUAUGAUAAUAAUCAACAAUCAAUUAGUAAUUCAAAUGAAUCGAUACAAUUAAAUGCUAUGAAUGAGCCAACAAUGGAUCAACUCAUGGAUAAUAUUUUGUGUAACAAUACAAUCAACAGUAAUGAUAUUGAGAAACAAAUUAGAGAUUUAGAGAUAUGUUUCUAUAAUGAUAUAAAUGACAUUUGUGAACACCAAUUGUGUAAAUUAUUUGGAAAGUAUUAUGGAAAAUGUAACAUGGUCAAUUAUAUUGAUAGACCCAUCACUGAUUAUAAUAAUAAUUUUAAUGAAAUGGAAGGCAAUAGACUAACUGAGCUAAUAAGUGCCAUUAAACCACUUAAUGAUAAUUAUGGAUCCGUCAUAUAUGAGACACAAUCCUAUAAUGAGAGUAUCUGUGCUUUUGGCCUAUUUUUGCAACAAAUAUUAAAUAAAUUGAUUCCAAUGUCUAAGUGUUUGUCAUUAUUCAAUACAAUCGAUUUGGACGACCAGAUUGUGCUCAUAAAGUAUGGUUGUAUUGAAAUCGCUUGUCUGAGAGCUAUAUUUGGCUAUAAUAAUGAAAAUCAACAAAUGAUUGUACCGGCAGAAAAUCCAAAUCAAUCAGUUAUUGUAAACUUCAAAGCUAUUCAAAAGGAAAAAUUAUAUUUAUAUAAAGCGGCCGUUAGUUUCUAUCAAAAGUUUAUUAUAGAAUGGGAUUCCGAUAAAGUUAUACUUGAUUUAUUGACAGCAAUUUUGUUAUUUAAUCCAAAGCGUCCAAUGUUACGACAUCGCAAAAUAAUUAAGUUUCAUCACUAUAUUUACUUGUAUUUACUUCGACGCUAUUUAUUGCUUCGGUAUCGAUCUGAUACCGAAUCGGGCGCUAAAUUCAUGCGACUAAUCAAUACAUUUAAACCUUUACAUCAUUUAUAUUUAAGUCAUAUUCAGUGCGUCAAUGAACACACAUAUCAAGAAGUGACCGAUUGUGGAGAAAUACUUCACGAAAUAUACAGUAUUGAUGUCUAG